ACUCCCAAGUACUGGGUACUCCACAUGAUGCAGCUGGGCCUGGCCUUUAAAUUACAGUUUACAGUUCCGAAGAUUCCUAAUAAAUUAUUCGAAACCUUUCUUCUUUCUUUCAUCACUCUGAUCCCUAAUUGAACGUCACUCAUCACUUGACAAGUGGCCGAUCGGAUCCCUUUCCGCGUAUGGACGAAAGUGCCUUUCCAAUGAUACCUAUGACUCAAGUUCACCAUGAAAGGAAAGGAGACGAAGAGAACUAACUGAGAGUUAUGACAAUUAUCAUCUCAAGAAUCUCACAAAGUUCAUCGGCCUUUCUUUGUGCGAUAUGCGAUAUGCGAUGGACGAUAUAAGAUAUACGAUAUACGAUAUACGACGUGCGAUGUGCGAUGUACGAUGUACUCCAUGUGCCAUAUGCCAUAUGCCAAGCUUCAUCGUGCCCCUCAAUUCUCUGCAGUAAGUACACUACAGACUCACAGUGAAGAGGUCUCAGCUAUUGUUUCACAGGUACAGAUACUAUAAAGCUUUUUUUUAUCCUCUUUUGACAGUCACAGUAUUUUGUUCCAUUGAUUUUCUAUCAAUCUUGCAAUCUUUGUACCUGCAUCCUGCAUCCUGCACAGCACCGGCAUUUACCUAUUCAGCCUCAAUAUAUUUCCUUCCUCGGCAACACAGCAGUCUGAGCCAUUUGGAUUGAUUUACUUGAGCACCAAAUAGCAAUACCUCGGAAUACUUUGAAUCGUCAAAGUAUACGCCUUCUGCAGUAUUACCUGCGUCUAGGUUACUAACAAAUCAUUGAGGUUAAAGCAUGAUUGAGACUAGUCAUUGAGGUACGGCUAAUAAGCAAUCAUUUGGGAACAGCCUUGCUACAGUUAGUCCUCUCUCUUGCGCCUCUUGACUCAAACAAGAUCUCCGAAUAUAAAUCCCAAUCACCCUCUCUCGUCCUGGAACAAGCUUUCUCUCAAUAUAGCUUGACAAGAUGGUUAGAAUGGCAUCCACGACUGCCCCCCCUCCCAUGACGAUGUCCUUUCCCUCAGAUCCAGCACACCCAACUCAGCAUUCAUCAGAUGAACAUUCGAGGAAAAAUGGAGUUGGCAACUCCAAACCAAUACAAACACCCAAUUCUCCCAGCCGCCGUAAAGAUUCGCAAUCUCUGCAAAUGGCGUUGGAAACAGUUGAUAGAAAGUGGCGAGAGUCCUCGGAGAGUGAUAGUUUGGAGGAUUAUGAUACUUUAGAACCAGAUCCGACGUCCAUGGUUACAAGGGGGGAGGGUGGAAUCCUCGACACCGAUAUUGAUUUGCCGGAAAUACCACAGACGGUUUAUGCAGAACUAAAAGUUCAGUCCCAACAAUCAUGGCAAGGCACGAAAAGGCGCAAAAGUAUCCCGGUCACUCUCAACAAGCUUCAGAAAAAUGGGCAAGGAAUUUAUACUUUUAAAGCGGAUGACAAUGAGCUACGGGAUCUUCUAAAAGGCACCGUUGCGCACUAUGCACAAGAUGUCGCGUCAGGAGAAUCAAAGAAACGGACAAAAUUCAGUGACUUGGUUUUUACUAAGAAGUUCACUGCCUUCGAUCGACACAACAAUAUCAUUGCCGACUCACCUUUCCAUGGUUUCUUCACGUUGGGCUGGCUGGCGUUCGUUGUUUUCGUACUCCAACUUGCCUUUGCGAAUUGGCGAGUGCAUGGAAAUAUACUUGGGACUAAUGAAAUUAUGAAAAUGAUGUUCCACCGAGACCUCAUAGUUCUUGGUCUGUCUGAUGGUGUUAUGUGUUUCUCUACGGGGUUCGGACUUGUUUUACAGGAGUCAAUAUACCGGGGAUACAUUGACUGGAAUAGAGAAGGGUGGAUCAUUCAGAGUGCUUGGGAAAUAAUUUAUCUCUCAAUGGUGAUAAGUUGGACACUGUUUCGUGAGUGGCCAUGGACACAUACAGUCUUCUUUGUCCUUCAUGGGAUUGUCAUGUUGAUGAAACAACACUCUUACGCUUUUUACAAUGGUCACCUAUCAGAGCAGUAUAAGGCUCGUUCUAAGCUUCAACGUAAAUUGAAGCAGCUUGAUGAUAUUUCGCCGAUACAGACACCUUCCGCCACAACACCAGCCGCUUCUGCAUUGUCUACUUCUUAUCUUGAAGCUGGACCUACGUCCGAUGACAUCUAUCAGAGAGUAUCCGAUCGAAGGCGUUCUAUUGUCGACUCUGCUACUGACCAAGUAGCCGCUGCUAUUGAUUCUGGUGAGCCUCUUGACGUUGAUCAAGUCCAGACGUUCGCACGAAUUCUGAAAUGGGAGAUCGACUUCUUGGGGAAAGAACUCGAAGGGAAAUGUACGACAACCAAGAAUCAGUACCCCAAGAAUCUCAGUUUAGUCAAUCAUUACGAGUACAUCGUUCUUCCAACUUUGGUUUAUGAGCUCGAAUAUCCACGAUCCGAUGACAUCGAUUGGUAUAAUGUAGCUGAGAAAAGUAUCGCGACGGUUGGUCUCUUAAUCGUCAUGAACCUUAUUUCGCAAACUUAUAUUUAUCCUAUUGUGGUUAAAACGAUCAAGAUGAAAGAAUCAAAUCUAACAUCUCUCGAGCGCCUCCAUCAUUUUCCGGGUAUAGUCAGCGACUUAGCCUUCCCAUUUCUGGCUGAAUAUAUCUUGACAUGGUAUGUGAUUUGGGAAUGUAUUCUCAAUCUCCUCGCCGAAUUAACCUGCUACGCCGAUCGAGGCUUUUACGAAGCCUGGUGGAAUUCAGUAUCUUGGGAUCAAUUCGCACGCGAUUGGAAUCGACCGGUUCAUAAUUUCCUCCUGCGCCACGUUUACCAUUCCUCGAUUUCGAGUCUAAGAGUUGACAAAAAGAUGGCGACGCUUAUUACUUUUUUCCUCAGCGCUUGUGUUCAUGAGCUCGUUAUGUGGUGUAUCUUUAAGAAAUUGAGGGGAUAUCUACUGGUGUUGCAGAUGUGUCAGAUUCCCUUGACGAUUAUGAGUCAGACGAAGUGGAUGAAGGGGAGAAAGGCGUUGGGGAAUGUACUUUUUUGGAUAGGGAUUUUUACCGGACCAAGUCUUUUGUGUAGUCUUUAUUUGGUUAUUUAGAUGGUUCGAUGCUUAAGCUUUUGUAUAUUAUGGGGAUUUGGCGUUUGGCAUGAGAGGCAUGGGUAGGUGUUUGGGGCUCUUGCGUCUUUGAUAUCAUAGAUGGUUUGGAGAAAGGGUUUCGGAGUGAGCAUUGGAUGAUGAUUGUGAUUUGUGGUUAUGAUUAUGAUGGCAAUGUAUGUAAUAUAUAUGAUAUAAUAUUAGAACUUUUAUUAGUA
This is a messenger RNA of Botrytis porri, 3270 nucleotides long. RefSeq lists its product as uncharacterized. Gene Ontology annotation, cellular component: endoplasmic reticulum membrane. Lineage: Eukaryota; Fungi; Ascomycota; Leotiomycetes; Helotiales; Sclerotiniaceae. Gene Ontology annotation, biological process: ergosterol metabolic process. The transcript is spliced from 7 exons. Gene Ontology annotation, molecular function: ergosterol O-acyltransferase activity. The coding region runs from base 968 to 3055 and encodes 695 amino acids. The record is from RefSeq and is a predicted model, not a curated record.